Messenger RNA from Spodoptera litura, 1110 nucleotides. Its product is annotated as A disintegrin and metalloproteinase with thrombospondin motifs adt-2. The record is from RefSeq and is a predicted model, not a curated record. Gene Ontology annotation, molecular function: metalloendopeptidase activity. Gene Ontology annotation, biological process: proteolysis. NCBI's taxonomy places the organism in Eukaryota, Metazoa, Arthropoda, Insecta, Lepidoptera, Noctuidae.
GGACAUACGGUCAUAAUAUUCAGUAGUUACUACGUCACCGUCAAAAUGAAGUGCUAUGUGUUUUUAUUUGUGUUUGCCUUUUUGGAUGGAAUUUCUUGCAAAUUGAACACAUUAACAACCUCAAAACUCCAGAACAAGGCAUCAAUAAAGUACUACACAAAGCAGACAGACAUCACAAUACCAGUGAUGAUGCAUUUAGACAAAGCGUUAACGAGAGUACUAUCAAAAGAAUCGAAGCACAAAAUUAGAGAAAAGUUCAAACUACUAGCAAUAGACAUAUUAAAGGACGUAGAAGAAUUAUUCUCACAUCCAAAUCUACAGCAGAAAGUCAAAAUGGAACUGAUAGAUGUCAAAAUCCUAAAGAAUAAUACUAAGAAAGUGGUGAUGGACGAGAACGUUUCCAAAUAUUUGAAGAGUUAUUGCAGAUGGCAAGGGGAGAAGAAGCUAGCGAAGCAGAAAUGGUUCUAUUCUGUGCUGUUUACUGGAUUGGAUCUGUUUUAUUUAGAUCGGUUCGGGUCUGAAGUUAGGAGUAGUACAGGUCGAGGCUACAUGAAGAGUAUGUGCAGCAUCAGGAACAGCUGCACCCUGCUGGAGUGGCAUCCCAAGCACAUCGCCUAUGUACUUACACAUGAAAUAGCACACAGUUUGGGUAUAUCCCACGAUGGGCCGCCCCACAACGAGUGCAGAGGACAGCGGUACAUUAUGGACGCCAAGUACAACCCCAAGAACCCAGCGAAGACUUGGUCAUCGUGCAACAAGAGGGAACUGAACCAGUAUUUGAAAAGCAAAAAGGCGUGGUGUUUAAGGCGAGACCCAAGCUCUGUAUAACUAAUAUAAAACCUAAUUAGUAUUAAUUAAAUCAUAACAAUUAUUAAUAGAACGUUAAGGAAAGACUUUGAACUAAUUGUUUUAGUCCAUGGGAGAAAGAGAAGAAAUUACAGCGCCUAUCAAGAUUAUGUGAGCAACUGUCAAAGAGGUGUAGUUUGCCCAUUCGAUUAUUGAGGCGCUAUGAGUCAUUAUUUGCCGAUUGAGGCUUUUUGUCAUUUUAAAUAGAAGGAUAGUAUUGAAGGAAGAAAGUAUUGACUGAUUUUAACAUAAAUAAACUUUUUA